AUGGCUCCCAACAACAACCAGAUGACUGAGCAGGUCAACAGUAUGGUACGAAUACUCUUGGCCGAGCUGAACAUGCACAAAGAUGAAUCCGCUCGCAAAGACAAGGAGAUUGAGCGCCUCACGUCCGAACUCGCUUCGCUCCAUGCUGAUCAAGAGCGUGACAAGGCCAUUCGCGAGGUUCUACAUCAAGGAAUCAAGCGGAAGGCUGAUGAUUAUGAUGAGGACUCUGCACGCAACGUUGUUCGCCGCCAAGGCUCGUCCAAUCAUUCCAGGCUUAUAUCGGAUGCCCUCGAGCUCUUCAACGAGGCCGCAUCAGCUGCUCGAUCAGGCAAAAUUCCAACGUCUAAUUUCCUUCAAUAUGUUGCACCACCCAAGUCUUCCGAUGUUGCUUCGACCAUGCCUCUCGAGAUACCAAACCUGUCUGUCAACGCCUCUUAUCUACUGCCCGCCAGCUUACCUUCAUCACCGCCGGCUAGCGCACAUUCGCCGCCACCCGCAGAAGCCUGCCAAUGCAACGUCGACGGUCAUUUGAAGUCUGCUGGGCACCUGCCAGCGGAGAUUAAGAGCAUGGUGGAAGCGAUUAUACCGGACAAUUUUGACAUCCUGACGACCGACACAUGUAUGCGAUGUCGACUAAAGAACAAGAAGAUGGUCUUGCACCGUAUCGCAAGAGCCGAUGUCGCCUGUCUCGACUGUGCAAAGAACAAGUCCCUGUGUGUACGAAAGAUGAAGGAUGUGGGAGCGGUGCUGUUUCCGCUUUGCAGUACGGAUCGUGGUGAUUGUGACGAGCAGGAUGAGGGAUUCUGGGUUUAUCGUGGUGCUCAAGACGAAAUCCCUUCGUUGACUGGUGAAAAUCCUGAAUACCCGCCAGGCAACAGUCGAAAGACUGGUAAGAAAGCUGCAAAUGGCAGCAGAGCAAGUGGGCGUCGACGCUGA
Messenger RNA from Alternaria conjuncta, 936 nucleotides. RefSeq lists its product as uncharacterized. The coding region runs from base 1 to 936 and encodes 311 amino acids. The transcript has a single exon. NCBI's taxonomy places the organism in Eukaryota, Fungi, Ascomycota, Dothideomycetes, Pleosporales, Pleosporaceae. The record is from RefSeq and is a predicted model, not a curated record.